Messenger RNA from Eimeria maxima, 1827 nucleotides. RefSeq lists its product as hypothetical. The record is from RefSeq and is a predicted model, not a curated record. Lineage: Eukaryota; Apicomplexa; Conoidasida; Eucoccidiorida; Eimeriidae. The transcript is spliced from 5 exons. Bases 1 to 1827 code for a protein of 608 amino acids.
AUGUGGCCAUCAAGUUUAACACUGAAGGAUUUGCUGGAGGACGGAAGCAGCAACAGCAGCAGCAGCAGCAGCAAAAAACGUGCUGCUGUUGAGGAGUGUCUGGAGACUGCCGUGGGGCUACAAGAUGGUGACACGGGAGAUAAUGGAAACAGCAGCAGCAGCAGCAGCAGCACAAGCAGCAGCAGCAGCAGCAGCAGCAGCAGCAGCUUGCUGAUGGGAGCUGAUGCCUCUAAUCUUGGUCGUAUAGGGAAGGGGAAGAUACACCGCGGGUUGCUGCAGUAUACAGCAAACUUAAUCCUUAGCAAACACAGAAGCAACUACAGCAGCAGCAACAGCAGCAGCAGCAGCAGCAGCAGCAGCAGUCUUCCUGAGGUUCACAUCAACCCCAUCGACACCACCAACGUCAGCAGCAGCAACAGCAGCAAAAGCAGCAGCAACGACAACACCAGCAUCAACAACAACAACAGCACCAGCAACAGCAACAACAACAACAAUAGCAGCAGCAACAGCAGCAGCAGCAGCAAGUACAGCUUGUGCAGCAGCCACUAUAGUAUGGGUAUAGAUGAGUUAUGUGUCUUUGGUUAUAUUAGCGGAGAUUUAUUUUCUCUUUUUGCUGCUGCAGCACAAUGGCAAGAUGCAGCAUUUGCUGUUAUACAUGCAAUACAUGAGGAAAUAGCAGCAAAUUUAGUUUUGCUGCUGCGGCAGCAGCAGCCUGACGGUCUCUUCUGGGGAGAAGUUGCUGCUGUAUCCAAGGCACCUGCUGAAGCUGCUGCAGCAGCAGCAGCAGCAGCAGCUGCAGCAGCAGCAGCAUCUCUGGGCAGGCCGCAGCUCUCUUUGUCAACGAAUAAACGCUGCGAUAUGCUGCAGCAGCAGCAGCAGCAACAACAACAACAGCAGCAGGAGGGUUGCUGCGGAUCACCAAUAAACAAAGACAUCUUGCAGCUGCUGCCCCGAUUUGCUGCUGCUGUUGCUGCAGCAGCAGGCGGGGAAGCAGAGGCUUUGCUGCCGCGGGAAGAGACCCAGCAGCAGGCAUCAACAGCAGCAGCAGCAACAGCAGCAGCAGCAGCAGCAACAGGUCUCCCCGAGCCUGCUGCUCUUGACAGAGCUGUUGCAGCACUCAUUUGCCGUUCCCUCCAAAAUCUGCCGCUGCUGUCGCAGUCGCUGUGCAGCAGCAGCAGCAGCAAGCAGCGCAUAGCAGCAGAACAUCGCGAUUCCUUCCGUCUCCUGCAGCUGCAGCUGAUUGCUGCCUAUCUAGAGAUGCCAGUUGCUGCUCUCCAUAGUUCCUGCCCUGCAGCAGCAGCAGCAGCAGAAGCAGCAGCAGCAGCAGAAGCAGAAGCAGAGGCAGCAGGGGAAGCAGCACCAGCAGACAAAUGGCCUCAAACUUAUGACUUGCUGCAGCAACUGCAGCAACUUGUAUGCAGCGGCGCUACCCUCUGCUGCAGCAACGGAGACAAGACCUUCAUAAGCUGCAGCGGAGAAAAUGCUGAGCUGCAGCGAUUUGCUGCGCUGCUGCUGUGCGCUCUCCGCGAGAUCGGUCAGGUGCAGCAGCAGCAGCAACAACAACUGCAGCAGCUGCUGCUACAGCAGCAGCAGCAGCAGCAGCAAUUUGCUGCUAACGAGGUUAUUAUGCUGGAGAAGCACAGCCUAUUCACAGUAGACGGAGAAAUCUGCGAUAACAUUGUCGGGCAAUAUGUUUUUGAGUCAUUGGAGAGUGGGUCUCCAUUGGAUUUCUCUUUGGCUCGUCUUGCUCAGCAACUCUCACCACAAAGAAGAGUGAGCCAGCAGCAGCAGCAACAGCAGCAGCAGCAGCAGCAGCAGCAGUUGUAG